UGUAAUGUGUUUUUGUAUCCUCAGUGUUUUUCUCUCUUGAGUGUUUUAUUGAGUGUAAACAGAGUCUUGUCUCUGUGUAUUUUAGUGUUGAUGAUGAGAUGGAUGUGAUGUGCUGUAAAUCAGGAACUGAUCAGGGCUUACAGGAUGAGGAAUCUACUGAUCAAACCUCCACAGAGUCUCUGGAUUCUGUCUGGAACGCUGGAGAACAGCAGCAGAUCCUGCAGACCAAACUCAAGAUGUGUUCAGUCAAACUGGAGUUCAGCGGAAACCCAACAGAGAUAAAAACUGAAAAAACAGAAGAGGAAGAUUACAAAGAUUAUAAUGAUUUUCUUACGUCAGAUGUGAAGAGUGAAUUAUGUUCGGAUGGAGAAAUAACAUCCUCAACAUCAGAAGAAGAGAAACACACAGAAGAGAAACUCUUCACCUGCACCAGAUCUAAGACCAGCAUUACUAACUUACAAGAGAAGAAACUUCAUUCAGGAGAGCACAGAGAGAAGAAUCCGUUUCACUGUCAGCAGUUGUGGGCGAAUUUUGACUUUUUAUCUCAGCUGGAAAGCCACAUGGAGACACAGAGUGAUGAAAAGCCUUUCUGCUGCACUGAAUGUGGCAAAUAUUUCAGCAGCAAACAAAGUCUUGGGCUUCAUCAGAGAAUUCACACAGGAGAAAAACCAUACGAGUGUCCUCAGUGUGAGAAGAGAUUCAGCCAAAGACAUCAUCUGAAGACACAUAUGUUUACACACACCAAUGACAGUCCAUAUCAGUGCAGUGAAUGUGGCAAAACCUUUAGGUAUAAACGUACAUUAAGAUCACACCAACAUAUUCACUCUGAAGAGAAACUGUAUCAAUGUUCACACUGUGAAAAGCAUUUCGGUCAGAAAUAUCAGCUGAUAGACCAUGAGAGAAUUCAUACUGGAGAGAAACCUUACGUCUGCCCUCACUGUGGAAAGAGCUUCUCUAAUCCAUCUAAUUUUAGAGUUCAUCAGAGACUUCACACUGGAGAGAAACCUCAUCACUGUAAUGUUUGUGGGAAGAGUUUUAAUCAACGUGAACAUUUAGUGUCACACCAGAGAAUUCAUACAGGUGAAAAACCUUUCAAAUGCUCUCGGUGUGAGAAGACGUUUGCUCGAUCAGGUCAGGUAAAAGUCCACGAGAGAGUUCAUACUGGAGAGAAACCUUACGUCUGUUCUCAAUGCGGGAAGAGAUUUACUCAGACAUCUACUUUGAGAGUUCAUGAGAGAAUUCACACUGGAAAGAAACCUCAUCACUGCUCGAUCUGUGGAGAGAGAUUCGCUCAUUCUGGAAGUCUUCAGAAGCAUCAGAAAACACAUACUGAAGAAAAAACUACACUUAAAUCAUCAUAAGCCCUUUUCACACAGACAUAAUGGAAAAUUCCCUUCUCUCAUGUUGGUGAACAGAGGCGCACCUUGUCAACAGGCAAGGCAGGCCACUGCUUGGAGCCCCGAGCUGCUAGGGGGCCCCCGAGAUUGUUUCUCAGUAUAAAUCCAACCCAGGUGGAUAACUUGGCAGUUUCGAAAAUGAACAAAGCGAAUGGGUGACGUUGUAUCGUUCAGUAGUGCUGUCGCAGUUGAUCUGUACGAAUCAUGGCCCACGGUUCGGCUCGCUUGUCAGUGAACUACGGCUCUGUGUAGCAAAUGCCGCUCCAUCUGAAAGCAGCUGAUGGCAAUUUACUACUUAUUAAGGAACCGGCUUUACUGACGUGAUGAGCUUGUAAAUCGCAUGCGAUUAAUCGUGCGAUCGUAAUCUUGUCUGCUGUAUUUCCCUUCAUCGCAAAUAAGCAGAGCUGAUGAGUUAACGCGCUUGAGUUCAGCACCACAGAUAUAAGAGCUGGCAAAGCCACUGGACACUGAAAGUGAAGGUUUACAAUAAGUUUUGAAACAUCUGGUACUGUGUGACUUCUUUUUAUUUCUAUUGUUUUUAUUCUUAUUUUAUUCUUAUUUUUAACUCUUUUAUUCUUUUUAAAUCACAUUUAUUGUCUUUUAAUUGAUAUUUUAAGUUCUCGUGUAUUUUUUUGUGUCUCUUAUUUCUACAUACUUUUUUCCUCUUAUACAUUGUUUUCUCAUUUCUAUGUAAAGCAGUUUGAAUGACCUCUGUGUAUGAAAUGUGCUAUACAAAUAAACUUGCCUUGCUAGUGACUCCUUUUUCAUGUCUUCUAGCAAUU
Messenger RNA from Paramisgurnus dabryanus, 2179 nucleotides. The record is from RefSeq and is a predicted model, not a curated record. NCBI's taxonomy places the organism in Eukaryota, Metazoa, Chordata, Actinopteri, Cypriniformes, Cobitidae.